Macaca mulatta (Rhesus monkey) is the source of this 11211-nucleotide messenger RNA. RefSeq names its product phosphodiesterase 4D (gene PDE4D). NCBI's taxonomy places the organism in Eukaryota, Metazoa, Chordata, Mammalia, Primates, Cercopithecidae. Gene Ontology annotation, biological process: signal transduction. The record is from RefSeq and is a predicted model, not a curated record. Gene Ontology annotation, molecular function: 3',5'-cyclic-nucleotide phosphodiesterase activity.
UUUCUUUGCUAUCUUUCAAGCAGAAAUUUGGCUUUUCUGUUAUUUAUCAUAGUUUCUCAGUUGUGUUUCCUUUUGUUCUAAUUUGUUAGACUUUAUUCUAGACAGUUGCAUGUAUAAAAAUAAAAAUGAAAAUCCAAGGAAAAGUCACUUUAAAAAUAUUCAGCUAAAAUAUCCCCUUAGUUUAAGUAUAUAUAGUAGUUUAAUGACCAAAUCAUUUAUAUUUUAUUUAUAAAGUGCUUUGCUUAUAUCAUUGCCCACAAUUGGAAAUGUAGCUAACAAGUAUUGGGUGUUGGACUGUGUGGUAGUAGAAAAAGACUCAGAUAUAUUCUUACUAUCCUAUCACCCAUAGGUGACACUUUGACAUAUGAACAGAGUAGAAUAGAAUGGACUAAGAAAAUAAUGUCAGAUAAAUGAUGUUCAUUACAAAGGAAAAUAUAUUUUUACAUCUUUUUAAAAAAUCUUUGCAUUUGCUACUUUCCAUGGAGACCUACUCUCUUGUAUAGUAUAAGGACUAAAUGUUAGUUUUAAAAUAAUUAAAACCCUUCAUUAUCAUCAUCAUUAUCAAAUAUCACUAACCGGAGUCAAAUAAUUUGAAUUCUCUUCCAGGUCUACGGCUCACAGGAUGCCUGAUAAUGAACAAAUACAACCUUUUUGGCAUCUCUAAAAUGGGCAUAAUAAAUUUCUUAAUUUCUUCAGCAUAAUUCUGUGAUGCUAAAAUAAUACAUAUAACAAUAAUAUUUUAGAAAGUAUGAAAGUAUAACAAGGUGGCAUUAUGAUUAUAGAGGUGCUAGAAUAUUGUGGUAAUGUGUACAGGCUCUGGAGCCAGACUUCCUUGAUUCAGAUAGUGAAUCACUAGAUAUUUAACCUCAGACAGGCUACUUAAUAUCUGAGUGCCUCAAUAGCCUCGUCUGGAGAACAGGGCUAGUAACAGUCCUUAACUCAUAGUGUUGUUGUGUGGAUUAAAUGGGGUAAUACUGUAACUCUCUUAGAAUGGGACCUGGGGCAUUAUAAAAGUUCCUAGCUCUUAAAUAAUAAUAUUUAAAUAUCUAAUAUAACAUCAAAAUUUUAAUUACUUCAUUCAAAACAUUCAAAGCUUGUUAAAAACAAUGUAGGCUGAAGUUUUCUGGGCCAGAUUACAAAUGACCUUAUGGAAGAGAUGUAGUCCCUUUAGCCAAAAGAGGUCAUGAGGACACUGCCUAGGCUACAGGAAAUCUCAACAAAUAUUCUCAAGAUUCUUUUAUGGUGCAGUGGCAUCAUUCUGAACCUCCAAGUCCAAAUUGCUUUUAAGGAAUCACCCAGUUCUUCUUCCUCCUAGGAAUACUCCUAUUAGGAUCAUCUUUUGAUCAAAAUGAAAAUUCCCCCAAUUAUGGUGGUUUUUAAGAUUAGUUUUCUUUAUACUAGGUUUUGAAUUUAUGGGACAUGCCCUCCACCCAAUCUUGGGUAAUAUUUUCUGCAAUGACAGGACCUCACUGGGGAAAUCCUAAGUGAAGAUAAUAGCAUGUUAUAUUAAGUGGUGCCAGUAUUCCAUUUAAUAUUAAGCAAUUGCAUAACAGGCUUUUUAAAUACCUAAGUUAAAAGUGGUACAUUAAUGUUGAGUAUACUUCUACUGCAAAGUCCAUUCUCCCACUGAUUUCAAACAAAUACCAUUUAAGUGCCAACCUACUAUUACAAGAGUUUACUAUUUUAUUCUUGCUCCAAAAUGGCAUCAACAGUGAUGGGGUGCUUUUGGGGGAUUAUUGAACAGAAUUUUUGCAACAAAGGAGCAAGCAUGGGGAAAUGCAAAACAUCAAUGAUAGGGAUUGCAACGUUUUAUCUCAGCAUUCCUCAUAUCUACACACCCCCUAAUCAAAUGAGCAGUUUUAUGGCAUGUGCAAUUGCAAUUGAAGUAUAACUGACUUCUGCAGAACUGGCUUCCAUAGGAUUUCCUGUCCAAAAAUCACCAUGUGGUCAUCUGCAGCUACAUGGUUACAAAUCAUCAAGUAAGCAAGGCUUCCCCACCCCAGUAUUCUUUUUUUAAGGAGUCAAAUCCACCAAACUCUAUCAUUUGCAAAUUAUCUCUGGACUUAUUUUAUUCCCUUUUUUUCAUUGGGUAAAAAGGAAAACAAGCAAACAAAAAAUCCUCCCUCCGUAUUUGUUCAAGGCGUAAUUUCCCUGCGAGGUGUUUUACAGGCUUCUCCUUGUUUAGCUUUUCUUGCCUGGUAAUUACUUACUGAAAGAAAUCUGCUCUUCCAGAGCGAGCUAUUCCUUUAACCCCUUUUGCUUGCUCUUCCUUGGAGGCUAGCAAGGAGUGUGCGGCUCUGCAAUGUCUGGGAACCCACCUAGAGGGCCCCCUUGACGCCAGCACAUCCCCUGUCAGACAGCAGUCUCUGCAGCCGAGCCAGGCUGCUGCAGAGUUAAUGUACAGUACCACGGAGCCUGCAAGUGUCCUGAGCUGAUCAGAGCUGGGGCGGCACAGCCCAGGGCAGACAAGGCGGCUGCGAGGAUUCCAAAGGUUCUGCUAGAAAUUCGGCGCUGGGGGACUCCAGCAGGAGCCUGUUGCCAUUGUGUUUUAAAAGCAUGCAAGGUCUGUAUAGCUUGGGCAUGAGAAUCUUUCAGAAGAUGUCAGAGCAUCAGAAUAAAUGACACCUAUUGGAAAACUGAAUUUGGGGUGAAAAAAGAGAUUGAGAGAGAGAGGGAAAAAAAAAGAGAAAAGAAAGACAUCGGGGGAAGAAAUUCUUAGACAACGUCUGACUUGCAGCUGUGAAAUUCAUUUUCUUUCCAAGGCAAAAUAUGAAACGCUCCCACAUGGUUUUGAUAAUAACAAAUUAAAGGGGAUUCUGCAGUGAAAAGAUCAAUAGCUUAGUCAUUUUACUUAAAGAGAACAGGCAGCCUUAUUAUGGGGUUAGGCAACAGAAAGGAAUUUCAUCGUGACAGCACCUUCUGAAGUCAUGAUGGUAGUUAAUGGUAAUCUUGUCCUGCAAAGCAGAAAUUACUCGUUGCCUUCCUACUUUUGCAGUUGAACCAGCAAUUCUGAAAUCUGGGAAAGAAGUUGGCUUUGGUGAUACAUGGUUUGUAGCCCCUCUGCCCAGGCCUUUGUCCGACACGUCUCAGAAGGUAACACUGCGUUAAAGUGACCACACAUGAAUAUGUGCCUAAGAAAGAAGAAAAAGCAAUAUUCAUUUCUAAAGGACAGCAUGGCAAAGCAACCUGAAGUUUUCCAUUUCCCUUCUAACACUUCUUUAACAAGGAUAUCAAGAAACUGUCUUUUGACGCCUUUCUUCUCACAUUCCAGAGUCCUUCCUUAAGGAUGCAUUAAUUUACACUCAAGGCGGUUAGAUUUUACCAGGACAAUAUUUGCCACCAUUUAGGAUUAGUAGUUGAACUGGUUAUUUUAGUGUGUUGACUAACUAGUGGAACCUAAAUGGAUGGACCCAUACCUGCAGUGCUCUGUGAUGUUUCUUUUUUCAAAUCCUGGAAGGCCUUUUGUAACUGGAAUUUUUUUUUAUUGGUGGGGGGAAAUUUUGUGUUUUCUUUUGGAAUUCAAUACUUGUUGCAAUAAUUGCCCACGAUAGCUGCUCAAACAAGAGAGUUGGAAUUCAUCUGUAAAAAUCACUACAUGUAACAUAGGAGACAAGAAAAAUAUUAAUGACAGAAGAUCUGCGAACAUGAUGCACGUGAAUAAUUUUCCCUUUAGAAGGCAUUCCUGGAUAUGUUUUGAUGUGGACAAUGGCACAUCUGCGGGACGGAGUCCCUUGGAUCCCAUGACCAGCCCAGGAUCUGGGCUAAUUCUCCAAGCAAAUUUUGUCCACAGUCAACGCCGGGAGUCCUUCCUGUAUCGAUCUGACAGCGAUUAUGACCUCUCUCCAAAGUCUAUGUCCCGGAACUCCUCCAUUGCCAGUGAUAUACACGGAGAUGACUUGAUUGUGACUCCAUUUGCUCAGGUCUUGGCCAGUCUGCGAACUGUACGAAACAACUUUGCUGCAUUAACUAAUUUGCAAGAUCGAGCACCUAGCAAAAGAUCACCCAUGUGCAACCAACCAUCCAUCAACAAAGCCACCAUAACAGAGGAGGCCUACCAGAAACUGGCCAGCGAGACCCUGGAGGAGCUGGACUGGUGUCUGGACCAGUUAGAGACCCUACAGACCAGGCACUCCGUCAGUGAGAUGGCCUCCAACAAGUUUAAAAGGAUGCUUAAUCGGGAGCUCACCCAUCUCUCUGAAAUGAGUCGGUCUGGAAAUCAAGUGUCAGAGUUUAUAUCAAACACAUUCUUAGAUAAGCAACAUGAAGUGGAAAUUCCUUCUCCAACUCAGAAGGAAAAGGAGAAAAAGAAAAGACCAAUGUCUCAGAUCAGUGGAGUCAAGAAAUUGAUGCACAGCUCUAGCCUGACUAAUUCAAGUAUUCCAAGGUUUGGAGUUAAAACUGAACAAGAAGAUGUCCUUGCCAAGGAACUAGAAGAUGUGAACAAAUGGGGUCUUCAUGUUUUCAGAAUAGCAGAGUUGUCUGGUAACCGGCCCUUGACUGUUAUCAUGCACACCAUUUUUCAGGAACGGGAUUUAUUAAAAACAUUUAAAAUUCCAGUAGAUACUUUAAUUACAUAUCUUAUGACUCUCGAAGACCAUUACCAUGCUGAUGUGGCCUAUCACAACAAUAUCCAUGCUGCAGAUGUUGUCCAGUCUACUCAUGUGCUAUUGUCUACACCUGCUUUGGAGGCCGUGUUUACAGAUUUGGAGAUUCUUGCAGCAAUUUUUGCCAGUGCAAUACAUGAUGUAGAUCAUCCUGGUGUGUCCAAUCAAUUUCUGAUCAAUACAAAUUCUGAACUUGCCUUGAUGUACAACGAUUCCUCGGUCUUAGAGAACCAUCAUUUGGCUGUGGGCUUUAAAUUGCUUCAGGAAGAAAACUGUGACAUUUUCCAGAAUUUGACCAAAAAACAAAGACAAUCUUUAAGGAAAAUGGUCAUUGACAUUGUACUUGCAACAGAUAUGUCAAAACACAUGAAUCUACUAGCUGAUUUGAAGACUAUGGUUGAAACUAAGAAAGUGACAAGCUCUGGAGUUCUUCUUCUUGAUAAUUAUUCCGAUAGGAUUCAGGUUCUUCAGAAUAUGGUGCAUUGUGCAGAUCUGAGCAACCCAACAAAGCCUCUGCAACUGUACCGCCAGUGGACGGACCGGAUAAUGGAGGAGUUCUUCCGCCAAGGAGACCGAGAGAGGGAACGUGGCAUGGAGAUAAGCCCCAUGUGUGACAAGCACAAUGCUUCCGUGGAAAAAUCACAGGUGGGCUUCAUAGACUAUAUUGUUCAUCCCCUCUGGGAGACAUGGGCAGACCUCGUCCACCCUGACGCCCAGGACAUUUUGGACACUUUGGAGGACAAUCGUGAAUGGUACCAGAGCACAAUCCCUCAGAGCCCCUCUCCUGCACCUGAUGACCCAGAAGAGGGCCGGCAGGGUCAAACUGAGAAAUUCCAGUUUGAACUAACUUUAGAGGAAGAUGGUGAGUCAGACACAGAAAAGGACAGUGGCAGUCAAGUGGAAGAAGACACUAGUUGCAGUGACUCCAAGACUCUUUGUACUCAAGACUCGGAGUCUACUGAAAUUCCCCUCGAUGAACAGGUUGAAGAGGAGGCAGUAGGGGAAGAAGAGGAAAGCCAGCCUGAAGCCUGUGUCAUAGAUGAUCGUUCUCCUGACACGUAACAGUGCAAAAACUUUCAUGCCUUUUUUUUUUUUUAGCAGAAAAAUUGUUUCCAAAGUGCAUGUCACAUGCCACAACCACGGUCACACCUCACUGUCAUCUGCCAGGACGUUUAUUGAACAAAACUGACCUUGACUACUCAGUCCGGCGCUCAGGAAUAUCGUAACCAGUUUUUUCACCUCCAUGUCAUCAGAGCAAGGUGGACAUCUUCAUGAACAGCGUUUUUAACAAGAUUUCAGCUUGGUAGAGCUGACAAGGCAGAUAAAAUCUACUCCAAAUUGUUUUCAAGAGAGUGUGGCUCAUCAGGCGGCCCAAAAGUUGAUUGGACUUGGGGUUUCUAUUCUUUUUAUUUGUUUCCAAUAUUUUCAGAAGAAAGGCAUUGCACAGAGUGAACUUAAUGGACAAAGCAACAAAUAUGUCAAGAACAGGACAUAGCACGCAUCUGUUACCAGUAGGAGGAGGAUGAGCCACAGAAAUUGCAUAAUUUUCUAAUUUCAAGUCUUCCUGAUACAUGACUGAAUAGUGUGGUUCAGUGAGCUGCACUGACCUCUACAUUUUGUAUGAUAUGUAAAACAGAUUUUUUGUAGAGCUUACUUUUAUUAUUAAAUGUAUUGAGGUAUUAUAUUUAAAAAACUAUGUUCAGAACUUCAUCUGCCACUGGUUAUUUUUUUCUAAAGAGUAACUUGCAAGUUUUCAGUACAAAUCUGUGCUACACUGGAUAAAAAUCUAAUUUACAAAUUUUACUUGCACCUUAUAGUUCAUAGCAAUUAACUGAUUUGUAGUGAUACAUUGUUUUAUAUACCAAUGACUUCCAUAUUUUAAAACAACAGAAAAACAACUUUAUGUUGCAGGAAACCCUUUUUGUAAGUAAGUCUUUAUUAUUUACUUUGCAUUUUGUUUCACUCUUUCCAGAUAAGAGUUGCUCUUCACCAGUGUUUUUCUUCAGUGUGCAAAGUGACUAAUUGUUCUAUAAUACUUUAAUGUGUGUUCUAUCAAAUAUGUCUUAAGCUUCAUGCGAAUUCAGUCAUCUGCUGGUGUUGUCUGAAGCAAGUGGGAGAUAUAUAAAUACCCAGUAGCUAAACUGGUCAGUGUUUUUGAGAUGUUUUCCUACUUAGUAUCUCCUAAUAACGUUUUGCUGUGUCAAUAGACAUGCAUUUCACAAGUGCAUAUCUUUCUAAUAAUCUGCACAUUUCAUGCUCAUUUUUAUUGUUUUUACAGCCAGUUAUAGUAAGAAAAAGGUUUUUCCCCUCGUGCUGCUUUAUAAUUUAGUGUGUGUUUGAACCUCUGUCCAUUUUGCUAGAUGAGGUCUUGUCAAAUAUAUCACUACCAUUGUCACCAGUGAAAAGAAACAGGUAGUCAAGUUAGGGUUAACAUUCAUUUCAACCAUGAGGUUGUAUAUCAUGACUAGAUUUUACUCUUGGUUUACAGAGAAAAGUUAAACAGCUAACUAGGCAGUUUUUAAGAAUAUUAACAACAUAUUAACAAACACCAGUACAAUAACUAAUCCUCUUUGGUUUUAAUGAUUUCACUAUGGGAUUAAGAACUAUAUCAGGAAUAUACCUGAGAAAUGGUUUUAAGUAUAGCAACUACUCUUCCUUAAUGGACAGCCACAUAACAUGCAGGAAUUGCUUUAUCACUUAUCCUCGAUCUAUAAGCAUAUCUAUCUUGCAGAGGGGAACUACUUCUUGAAACACAUGGAGGGAAAGAAGAUGAUGCCACUGGCAUCAGAGGGUUAGUACUGUGAUGCAUCCUAAAAUAUUAGAUUGGUAAAAAUUCUGCUUAAAUAAAAAAUUAGAGAUCACUCUUGGCUGAUUUCAGCACCAGGAACUGUAUUACAGUUUUAGAGAUUAAUUCCCAGUGUUUACCUGAUUAUAGCAGUUGGCAUCAUGGGGCAUUUAAUUCUGACUUUAUUCCUAUGUCAGUCUUUGUAAUAAAGUCUUUACCUUCUCUAUGAAGACUUUAAAGCCCAAAUAAUCAUUUUUCACGUUGAUAUUCAAGAAUUGAGAUAGAGGCCAAAGUGGGUAUCUGACAAGUGGAAAAUCAAACAUUUAAGAAUAAUUACAACCCUGAAAAGCAUUUCUAUUUGGAACUUCUCAAGGAGCCUUCCAGGGACUGGAAACUAAGUCAUCAGCCAGGGAAAUGACUCAAGCUGAAGACAGUCCCCUGAGAUCUGGCUGAUGCUUAGAUCCUUUGAAAUAAAAAUUAUGUCUUUAUAACUCUGAUCUUUUACAUAAGGCAGAAUAGGAAUCAACUAGUUAAUUGCAAGGUUUCUACUCUCUUUCCUCUGUAAAGAUCAGAUGGUGAUCUUUCAAAUAAAGACAUAUAUUUGACCAAGUAGUUUCACAAGAACAUUUGGGAACUUGUUUCCUUUUAAUUUUAUUUGUCCCUGAGUGAGGUCUAGAAAGAAAGGCAAAGAGUCUAGAAUUUAUUUUUUCUUUCCAAAACAUUCUCAUUCCUGUCCUCCCUACACUUAGUAUUUCCCCCACAGAGUGCCUAGAAUUUUAAUAAUGAAUAAAAUAAAAAGCAGCAAUAUGUCACUUAAAUCCAGACCUGAAAGGGUAAAGGGUUUAUAACUGCACUAAUAAAGAGAGGCUUUUUUUUUUUCAGUUUGUUGGUUUUUAAUGGUACCACGUUGUAAAGAUACCCACUAACAGACAAUCAAAUUGCAGAAAAGGCUCAAUAUCCAAGAGACAGGGACUAAUGCACUGUACAAUCUGCUUACCCUUGCCCUUCUCUCUCGCCAAAGUGUGCUUCAGAAAUACACACUGCUUUAAAAAAGAAUAUCCUUUUACAAGUGGCUUUACAUUUCCUGAAAUGCCAUAAGAAAAUGCAAUAUCUGGGUACUGUAUGGGGAAAAAUAUGUCCAAGUUUGUGUAAAACCAGUGCAUUUCAGCUUGCAAGUUACUGAACACAAUAAUGCUGUUUUAAUUUUGUCUUCUUUUAUAUCAGUUAAAAUUCACAAUAAUGUAGAUAGAACAAAUUAUAGACAAGGAAAGAAAAAACUUGAAUGAAAUGGAUUUUACAGAAAGCUUUAUGAUAAUUUUUGAAUGCAUUAUUUAUUUUUUGUGCCAUGCAUUUUUUUCUCACCAAAUGACCUUACCUGUAAUACAGUCUUGUUUGUCUGUUUACAACCAUGUAUUUAUUGCAAUGUACAUACUGUAAUGUUAAUUGUAAAUUAUCAGUUCUUAUUAAAACAUCAUCCCAUGAUGGGAUGGUGUUGAUAUAUUUGGAAACUCUUGGUGAGAGAAUGAAUGGUGUGUAUACAUACUCUGUACAUUUUUCUUUUCUCCUGUAAUAUAGUCUUGUCACCUUAGAGCUUGUUUAUGGAAGAUUCAAGAAAACUAUAAAAUACUUAAAGAUAUAUAAAUUUUAAAAACCAUAGCUGCAGGUCUUUGGUCCCAGGGCUGUGCCUUAACUUUAAUCAAUAUUUUCUUCUGUUUUGCUGCAUUUGAAAGGUAACGGUGGAGCUAGGGCUGGGCAUUUUACAUCCAGGCUUUUAAUUGAUUAGAAUUCUGCCAAUAGGUAGAUUUUACAAAACCACAGACAACCUCUGAAAGAUUCUGAGACCCUUUUGAGACAUAAGCUCUUAAGUACUUCUUGCCAGGGAGUAGCACUGCAUGUGUGAUGAUUGUUUGCCAUCUGUUGAUCAGGAGCUACUUCAGCUACUUGCAUUAGAGUAUUUCCUUUUUUUUUUUUUUAACUCGGAAACACAACUGGGGAAAUACAUUCUUUCCCAGUGAUUGAUUAUAAACAAUCUUUUUUUAAAAGUCUUUUUAGCUUCUAGAGCUCAUAGGAAAAUGAACUUGAUUUGAAAUUGGAGCCAGAGUUUACUCGUGUUGGUUAUCUAUUCAUCAGCUUCCUGUCAUGUUAAGAGAAUAUAUUAAAGAGAAAAUACCAUUUUUUAAUCCUAAAAUUUUUCUUCCACUAAGAUAAACCAAAUGUCCUUACAUACAUGUAAACCCAUCUAUUUAAACACAAAGUUGUGUCUGAUGUCAGUUUACAUAGCAGAAAGCAUUCACCAUCCUCUAAGAUUUGUGUCUGCAAAACUUUCAUUGCUUUAGAAUUUUAAAAUUUAACCUUGUACAAUGGCCAGCCCCUAAAGCAGGAAACAUUUAUAAUGGAUAAUAUGGAAAUGUCCUCCCACUACUUGCCCAGCCCUUGAAUCACGUGGCUUUUCAGUGAAAGGAAAGAUUCUUUUUCUGGGAAUAAUGAGCCUCCUAUUUUAUUUUAUUUUAUUGUUUGACACAAACUGUAGAUUUUAGCAGCCCUGGCCCAAAGAAAUUUGAUUACUUUUGUUUUAAACAGUACAAAGGGGACACUAUAAUUACAAAAACAUCCUUAACUGAUUUGAGUUGUUUUUAUUUCUUUGGAUAUGUUUUCAGAGUGGUAAAUUGUGUGUGAGAAUUACAAAUGAUUCUUUUAGUGGUUUCUUAGCCUCUCUUACAGCCCACGGGGAUAGUACUGUACAUCAAUACCUUCAUAUGAAAUUUUUAUAUGCAAUGAAAAUAAAAGCAUGGGUUGAUUCUGCCUAUUUAUGACUCAAUAUUUUACAAAUAAAAGAUUAUUCAUUUUAUAGUUCAAUCAGCACGUUUCUUAGGAUACUGAACGUGGUUCAAAGGAGAAUAGUGACAUCGUAAGUUAGUACUGAUAUUCAUAACCAAAUGAAGCCAACUCGAGUUAUUUUGCUACAUUAAAAUUACCAAAAUUACUUAGAUGACCUAUAAAAUUAAGCACAGUAUUUUCUAAGCAAGCUUUGGAAGGGGCCUUCCAUACUUAAUUGAAUUUUCUGGGAUACUGAGAAUUAUUCAGACACUUGACAAUUAUUUGUCGGUUACCUACUCUGCAAACUACAAAGUUUUAAGGAUUCAACAAUAAGUUAAUGAAACACCGUAUUUGCUUUCAUGGAGCUUACAGUCUGGAGGGGACAAAGGCGUUAAACAAUUCAAUACUCAUAUAAUUAUAUACAUGAUCAGUACAAUGAAGGAGCUCAGUGGGGUGAAUAAGCAGAAACCUGAACUUGAUCUAUUCCGGAGGGCCAGGGAAGGCUUCCUUGAGGCCUUGAGAAAGUGAUUUGCAUCUGAGUUCUGAAGGAUUUUAAGAGGUAACUAGGGGAAUAGUUGAUAGAAAGAGGAAGGGGACCAGACAGGAAACAUUUGCAAAGAUCUUGAGGCAUAAAUGAGCUUGAGACAUCUGGAGAAACUGAGGAAAAGUGAGAGAGUAGGUAGGGCCUGGAGCCGCAGAGCCAUUGCUAACCAUCCUGUGUGAGAGCUCCCCCAUUCUGUAGCUUUAUUCUCAUAACCCUGCUCCAUUUUCUUUAUAACAUUUCUCACAGAUUUAUAUAUGCAGCUGUUUUUGUUGUCUGUCUCUCCCACCAGACCACAGCUCCGUGAGAGCAAGCUCUUUGCCUACCAAUAUAUCACUAGCACUUAAAACUAUGCCUGGUUCACAGUAGGUUCUUAAUAUGUGUUGAAUAUAGCCACCAAAUUGAUACCGGAUAUAAUUCAAUCUGAUAAGAUAUUUUGAGAUAUUAAAGAGUUUUUAACUUGA